GAGCCUGAAGCGAGCGACGCGCGCACUGCCGAGCCGGCCGCCGUCAGCUUCGUAGAAGUAGAGAACCAGUUAGAGAAGAUGUUCGCGGGGCUGGAGGAGGAGCCGCUGGGACGGGACGCGGAUGAGGCGGCGGCGCCCAGCUCGGCCGCGGCGGGCGCUGCGGGCGCCACGGCCCCCGCGGCCGCGCGCAAGCGGCGCCGGUCAGCGCCCGCGCGGUCGGACCGCGCUCAGAAGGCCCAGCGCAAGAAGGCGGACGCCCGGCGCCCGCGCAAGGGGCCGCGCGAGGCACGCGACGCGUACGACUCCGGCAGCAACGCCAGCUCUAGCAAGUCGCGGGGACCCUACAUACAGAUACGCGGACCGCGGGACUCUCCCCUGUCAGUGAGCGUCAUGAACACGACGACGGCCGGCGAGGAGGAGGAGGCGGGCGCACGCCGGAAGGGGGGCGAGGACUUCCGCAACGGCGUGCGCGGCGUGAGAGGCGUGAGAGGUCUGCACGCCUCCACGCUGGGCCUGCGAUACGACGCCAGCACGCCCGACGCCACCUGGCUCUGUGCCUUCUGUCAGCGCGGCCCGCAUGCGGCCUCGCUCGGGGACCUCUUCGGGCCAUACACACUCGACAACGACUGCGACGAGUACAGGGCGCUGGACGAGGCGACGCGGCGGCGCUACAGCUCGGACGAGGCGUGGUUCCACGAGGCGUGCGGCGUGUGGGCGCCGGGCGUGCUGGCGGCGGGCGCGCGCGUGUGGGGGCUGGGCGCGGCCUGCCGGGCGCGCGCCCACGUGCCGUGCGCGGCGGCGGCGGGCUGGCGGCUGGCCGAGGCCGAGCUGCGCGCGCUGUGCCCGCGCCACGCGCCGCUAUAG
This is a messenger RNA of Spodoptera litura, 864 nucleotides long. RefSeq lists its product as uncharacterized. The record is from RefSeq and is a predicted model, not a curated record. Gene Ontology annotation, cellular component: nucleus. Lineage: Eukaryota; Metazoa; Arthropoda; Insecta; Lepidoptera; Noctuidae. Gene Ontology annotation, biological process: regulation of transcription by RNA polymerase II.